AGGAAGGACAGCGUAGGCAGCAGAGCCUCCCAGAUGGCUGAGUUGGAUCUGAUGGCUGCAGGGCCACUGCCCGGGGCCACCACUCACCCACUGGCCCCUCUCAGCCCAGACUCUGGGUCGGCCAGCCUGGCAGAAGAAGAGGACGUCAGUUCCCUGGGAAGGCCCCGGGGGGAGACAGAUGGACAGGGCAGCAGCUCCACAGAGCAGGGAGCGCCUGACAGCAAGGGGGAAAAGGAGAUCCUGUGUGACUUCUGCCUGGGGACCAGCAGGGUGAAGGCAGUGAAGUCUUGUCUGACCUGCAUGGUGAAUUACUGCGAGGAGCACCUGCGGCCACACCAGGAGAAUAGCAAACUGCAUAGCCAUCAGCUGACCGAGCCGGUGAAGGACUGUGACCUGCGCACCUGCCCUGCCCACCACAGCCCGCUGGUCUCCUUCUGCUGCCCUGAUCGGCAGUGCAUCUGUCAGGAGUGUGGCCAGGAGGAGCACAGGGGUCACACCACAGUCUCUCUGGAUGCAGCCCGCAGGGACAAGGAGGCUGAACUUCGGUGCACCGAGUUAGACCUGGAGCAGAAACUCAAGCUGAAUGAAAAUGCCAUCGCCAGGCUCCAAGCCAACAAUAAAUCCGUCUUGGUGUCGGUGUCAGAGGUGAAGGUGGUGGCCGAAGAGCAGUUUGGGGAACUCCUUGCUGCUGUGAGGAAGGCCCAAGCUGACGUGAUGCUCUUCUUGGAAGAGAAGGAACAAGCUGCCCUCAGCCAGGCCAACAGCAUCAAGAGCCACCUGGAGUACAGGAGCGCAGAGAUGGUGAAGAGCAGGGAGGAGCUGGGGAGGAUAGCGGCCAUCAGCAACACGGUCCUGUUCCUGGAGGAGUACUGCAAGUUUAAGAAUGCUGGAGACAGCGCCUCCCCCAGUGUUUACAUAGGGCUAAAGGAUAAGCUCUCGGGCAUCCGCAAGGUCAUCACGGACUCCACUGUGCACUUAAUCCAGUUGCUGGAGAACUACAAGGACAAGCUCCAGGAGUUCGCCAAGGAAGAGGAGUACGACAUCAGAACUCAAGUGUCUGCCGUGGUUCAGCACAAAUACCGGAUCUCAAAUCCUGAGCCCAGCACCAGGCAACAGUUCCUCCAGUAUGCGCAUGACAUCACGUUUGACCAGGACACGGCCCACAGGUAUCUCCGGCUACAGGAGGACAACCGCAAGGUCACCAACACCACGCCCUGGGAGCAUCCCUACCUGGACCUUCCCAGCAGAUUCCUGCACUGGCGGCAGGUGCUGUCCCAGCAGAGUCUGUACCUGCACAGGUACUAUUUCGAGGUCGAGAUCUCCGGGGAAGGCAUCUACCUUGGCCUGACCCACACAGGCAUCGACCGGAAAGGGGCAGAGCGAAACAGUUGCAUUUCUGGAAACAACUUCUCUUGGUGCCUCCAUUGGAAUGGGAAGGAGUUCAAGGCGUGGCACAGUGACACAGAGACCCCUCUCAAAGCCGGCUUUUUCCGGAGGCUGGGGAUCUAUGUCAACUUCCCAGGAGGGACCCUUUCCUUCUAUGGUAUAGAGUAUGAUGCUAUGACUCUGAUUCACAAGUUUGACUGCAAGUUUUCAGAACCAGUCUAUGCUGCCUUCUGGCUUUCCAAGAAGGAAAAUGCCAUUCGGAUUGUAGAUCUGGGUGAGGAACCCAAGAAGCCAGCACCGUCCUCGGUGGAGGCUGCUCCUUAGACUCCAGGAUCCAUAUCCCAGACCUUUGCUAACCACAACGAUGGGCUGCAGCUUGCAUCUUAAGGGUGACUUGGGGGCAGAUGUAUCUCCCAGUGGUAGCUGGCUUUAGGAAUCAUGUGGGUCUGCGAGUGAGGAGAAAGUUCCCCGGCUGCUCUCUUGUGCUCCAUGCAGGUCCUGUUCUCUCUAUAUUUCUAAUCAUGCUUAGGUGCCAGUCUCCCUCAUCAUCACAGGUGAAUGUCACACUGUGUCCAGAAUUGGUAAUCAGGAAUCUUGAGACUACUAAAAAGAUUGCACAGUAAUCAUAAUAAAUUGCUGACUUUACUGUGUAUUUCCUACAUGCCAGACACUGUUCUUAGAGUUUCCUGUGCAUGAGCUCACUUAAUCCUCACAGCAGACCCAUGGGAUAGAUGCUUAAGUCAAUCUGAUUUUGCAGAUGAGGAAACUGUGGUUCAAUUAGCUAACUUGCUCAAAUAUAUUCUGGUCACAUGGUGAGUGAGUGGCAGAGCUGGGAUUCCAAUCCAGGGGGCCUGCGCUGAACUUUUAACAACCACACCACAUUGCCGUCCUCGUUAGAUCAUGGGUACUGUGUGUAAGGGAGUACACUCCGUGAUGAGCUACGCAGCAGAGAAAUAGAGCAUCUGAAACCCAUCUCUUAGAGUUUGAAAAUCUCUGCUUGUGCCCUGUCUGACUUGGCCAUCCAGCCACCCGCUGGCAGAGCUCAGCACCCCACACAGCAGCUCAUUCUGUUUUUGGGCAGUGAGGAUUGGAAGAAAUGUCUUAACGGAGUCCAAGUCUUGGUCCCUGUGACCUCUGUUGUAAAGUCACCACUUAUCUGAUUUCUCAUUCAGAGGACAGUUCUUCAAGUUUUUGAGGACAGCUCUCACGUCCCCGGGGAGGUAUUCUUGUUUUCAUGCUGAAUUUCCCACUUUAUGGUUCCGAGUCCCCUGCCCCCACCUCCAUUAUUUCAUUCUUCUCGCAGGUAAGCCCCCUAAGAUUAAUGCUGAACCACAGCCACCAAGCCAUCGGGCAGAUGACAAACCAUCUUUAAAUGUGUUUCUCAGGACAUAACGUUAAGAUCCUGGUGGGAUUCACCAGAAAUAUUAACUUCUGGGUCUUUUCUUGUGACCCGUGUCAAGGCAAAUCUCUUCCUCUUCCACCAGUCUGAUGGUCUGGUCUCAAGAGUAUAUUACUUUAUCAUUACUCAGUUUGUUUCCAGAGACUGUCCUGUAUUUGUAUCUAAGGAUUUUAACAGUGUAGGAUUUAAAAUUUUUUACUUUUUUCAUCACAUUAUUGUUGCGUGCUGAGGUAGUUUAGAUUCAUGAUUCUGCACCCAGUAUAUUAGCUCUCCUUCCUAGCCUCCUAUCACCUGCAGAUCAGUAACCUUUUCUUCUUAAAUCUUAACCUUGUUGAUAAAUAUAUUGAUUAGAGGAGGGCUAAAUCUGGAACCUUCCAGCACUCAGUCAAUGCCUCCUGGGUGUAGCUGUACACAAAUUAUACAUCGGUAGAAACAUAUGACAUGUAGCCCACCUGCCGCCCCCUUUAUCCACUGGACAUAAUGAAGGACUUUUUCAGUGGCAGAAAUCACGAUAUUCUAUGUCUGCAUUUUUUUGAUUUACCUGUGUAAUAACGUUCUCGAAAGAGCAAAUGAGAUCAGCUUGACCUGCCUUGUUAAUAUUGAGCCCCUGUGGGUUGUUGGUGCUUAUUUAUCACUUUGUUUUCUAGAUGCUCACAAAACACUUGAUAAAGCAUUUUCAAAUUCUGAUGUGGGUUAAUGUCAAGUUUACUAGUCUGUUGUUUCCAGAAUCUGCCUUAUUUUUCUUUUUAAAAAAUCAAGACAGUUCUGCCCAUCCCAGUUCUCUGCCAUUCUCCCUAAUUUCUCAAAAAUUCCUAGGCCGGCCCGUGGCUCACUUGGUAGAGUGCGGUGCUGAUCACACCAAGGCCACGGGUUCGGAUCCUAUAUAGGGAUGGCCAGUUCGCUCACUGGCUGAGCGUGGUGCUGAUAACACCAAGUCAAGGGUUGAGAUCCCCCUACCAGUCAUCUUUAAAAAACAAACAAACAAAAAAACCCCAAAAUUCCUGCCUGAUUUGCAGUCACACUGGUAAAUUGUGUCAGUGUCCUGAGAUGGUAUAUCGUGGGAGCCCCAAAUCUGAGAGAGCACUUGGGUAGUGUUUGCCUAUUCCACAGAACUCACCUGGGCCAGUAGGUAGAAACAUCGGUUUAUUAGACUUAUGCGAGGUGCUGAUGGCAGCCGAUCAGCUGGAAAUCCGCACCACCACAGGUACAUACAACAGUUAUAUAUAGUGAACAGAUCAAAGUAGGGGUGUAAAUCAUUUGCAUGCUUAUGCACCCCUCACCCAGCUCACACAACUCAGAGCGCUGGGGAAAUCUGGCUGUGUAGACAGGUUAACUUACUCAUCUUCCUGGAGCCAGAGUAGUUUAACACUAGUAGGUUAACUCAUUUACAUGCUAAUUCAUUUACUCCAGGUCCCUGCUUCUUCCAGUCUUCUGUUUGUCUUAACCUGUGUCUUAAAGGAGACGUGCCUUUCUUUGGGUAACUACCUUGGCCAGGGGUAGUUUCCCAGGGGGGAGGGGGAAAUCUGGUAUGCACAGGGAUGGGGAAUAGGUCUAUGUCCAGCACUUACCUUACAGAUGUAGUUUGUUUAAGCCAGAAAACUCAAAGCUCAUAUAAAAGUAACCAUUUAGGUGUCUCCUUACCUGUCUUGACCUUCAUUUCCCUGUGAGAUAUUUUUGUCUAUUAGUUUUCAGGUUCAAGACUUUUCUUCCUGUUAUAAAAGAUCAAAGCAAAAUUAAGAAUGAAGUAAUGCCCUCUUUUCUAAGAGCAGGACUGACACCACUUAAGAUAGCCCCUCCAUUGCGUGAAAGUUAGGCGGGAAAGUGGGGGUGGGAUGGGAGGAGCUCUGCUAACUGCAAAAUUAGCUCAUGUACUGUUGGCUUGCUUGCAUUGGCUAAUACCUCUUGGCGCGGUGACCGAGUUGCCGUGCUUGCAGCUUUAAAAACCGAGAACAAAGACGGUUUGGGGCCGCACCUUGAAUUGGCUGGUUCGGUCCCAGCCGCUGGAAAUAAAAAUCUUUUUCUCUUUUUCUA
Cynocephalus volans (Philippine flying lemur) is the source of this 4816-nucleotide messenger RNA. RefSeq names its product tripartite motif containing 16 (gene TRIM16). The transcript has 6 exons. Gene Ontology annotation, molecular function: zinc ion binding; protein binding. Lineage: Eukaryota; Metazoa; Chordata; Mammalia; Dermoptera; Cynocephalidae. The record is from RefSeq and is a predicted model, not a curated record. Bases 34 to 1710 code for a protein of 558 amino acids.